AUGAGGCCGCCGCUUGUCGCCUGCGUCCUCCUCGCCGUCGUCGCCGCGGCGACGCCGGCGGGCGCGGUCUGCGUGCCGCGCAACCAGAAGGCGCCGGGGAAGCCUGGGAGCCCCGGAGGAGUGCCUGUCCCGGCGGCGCCGAAGCUGACGCCGCCGAAGCCAGCGACGGCGCCACCGUCGACGCCGAUCCUGCCCGGCCCCGGCGGCGACAUCGUGAAGGCGCUGUGCGCGAAGACGAGCUACCCGGUGGUGUGCCAGAUGACGGUGGUGCCGCCGCCGGGGUCGUCGGCGCAGAAGCUGGACGCCGCGGCGGUGCUCCGGCUGGCGAUGGGCGCGGUGCGUGCCAAGGCGGCGGCCGCCAAGAAGGACGCCGGCGCGAUCGUCGCCGACCCCAAGACGUCGCCGCUGGCGCGGGGCGCGCUCAAGGACUGCAUGGACUCGUACGACGACAUCGCCUACAGCCUCGACCACGCCGACCAGUCCAUGGCCGCCGGCGACAAGGACACCACCGGCACCAUGCUCGACACCGUCCGCACCGACGUCGACACCUGCGACCAGGGCUUCGAGGACCGGGAAGAGCUCACGCCGGUCAUGUCCAAGCAGGACGCCGAGCUCGCCAAGCUCGCCAGCAACUGCAUCGCCAUCGCCGUCGCCGCCGGCCUCCGCCACUAGAUGGCCGUCGACAUGAUCCUAUUCAAGUAUAUACUCCUAUAUAGCACUAGCAAAGAACCCUAGACUGUACACCAUAAUUACUAUGCUAAUGAGCUUCGUUGCGUCUGAAAACUGUGUACCAAUCCGUCCUUACAACUUAAUUACACCUCAUAAUGUUAGUGGAUUAUGCAUAUUUUGAUUUUACUCUGUGCCUUCUUCUAAAGUUUUGCAAACUUA
This is a messenger RNA of Oryza brachyantha (malo sina), 888 nucleotides long. RefSeq lists its product as uncharacterized. The record is from RefSeq and is a predicted model, not a curated record. The transcript has a single exon. Bases 1 to 672 code for a protein of 223 amino acids. Lineage: Eukaryota; Viridiplantae; Streptophyta; Magnoliopsida; Poales; Poaceae. Gene Ontology annotation, biological process: negative regulation of catalytic activity. Gene Ontology annotation, molecular function: enzyme inhibitor activity.